GACUAUUUUAUCCUUAUCUGAUGCAAAGUACAAUUACAAUUUAGGAACCCUAACCUUUCUUAAUGUGUUGUAUUAGAUGACACUUGAUCUUAAUCGUGUAUUGUUUCAUUAAAAUAGAAAAAAAAGGCUUCCGAUACAGGACAAGUACGAUGAAUGUUCAAAUAAGGUACCCUUAUGAGGGUUUAUUACAUAAAUAUACAAAUGCGAUGAAAGGGUGGCAGUAUCGUUGGUUUAUUCUUAGUCCUGAAACCGGUGAAUUGCAUUAUUUUCUUAGUGAAUCCGAGAAAAACCAACGACCACGUUGUUCCAUAUAUUUAGCUGGUGCAGUUAUAGCACCUAGCGACGAAGAUUCUAAUACUUUUACUGUUAAUUCUGCAACAGGAGAUAUGAUCAAAUUAAGAGCUACCGAUGCUCGAGCUAGACAGGAAUGGGUGGACAAAUUGCGAGCAGUUACAGAAAUGUAUACAAGAGCAAUAGCUAGUAGUCAUCCUCCAUUACCACCCAGAGAACAUUCCACAAAUACCAGCAGAAAUCCUGUUGCCAAAUUAGAAGUCCUCGAUGCCUUUGCUAAUUGCCAGGAGCAAUUAAGAAAAGUGGAAAAACAUAAUGUUGCAUUGGCACAAUCAAUUGAAAAUUCAAAUAUGAACUUAGAUCCAGAUUUAUUAGUUCUUAAAGCUAUGGCUCAUACAACGUUACAUACGUUAAAUCAAUGCCUUAAUAUAUUAUACCAAUGAAAGAAUACUGUUUGAGGGCUUCUUUAAAAACUUCAUACUCAAAUUUAUUUAAUAAUUCUUUUCUCAUAUAGGAAUAUUCAAGCAUAUCUAAUACAUUUCACUUUGUUUCCAUUUUAUAUCAUUUCAUUUAAUAAGUCUAUCAACUUAUCGUUAGUGUAAUCAAAAGAACUAGUUCUUCCGAACACUUCAAAUAAAAAUCAAUGAGGUUUCACGUUCA
This is a messenger RNA of Vespula pensylvanica (western yellowjacket), 951 nucleotides long. RefSeq names its product oxysterol-binding protein-related protein 11. The record is from RefSeq and is a predicted model, not a curated record. The transcript has 2 exons. Lineage: Eukaryota; Metazoa; Arthropoda; Insecta; Hymenoptera; Vespidae. Bases 150 to 734 code for a protein of 194 amino acids.